AUGCUCAACAGGCUUCUACGAGUGCCUGCUGUGGCACGUGCCACGCCCGUGAGACGUCUCAAUGUGCCUUUCCAAGAUGAUCUUACGCCAGCAGACGACGAGCUUUUCAAUCUCGAGGGGUUUAGAGAGUAUAAGGAGCUGCCUGAGGUGAGAGCGUACCGAAAGCUGUUGGGGUUUGUGGAGGGCGAAGAAGAGGAGCAAAAGGGUGGGAGACCGGUGGAGCCGACAGAAAUCGGCACUUCGCUUGCCCUGGUGGCCCAGAAACCUUCGCCACUAGUGUUUGUGUCGAAAUUGACCAACCCUUACCUUAACUUGGCCAUAGAGGACUAUGUGUAUCAUAAGAUGCCUGUUCCUGGAGCUGGCGAGGCCAAUUGCAAUAGACUUAUGUUUUAUGUGAACACGCCGUGUGUGGUUAUUGGGAAGAACCAGAACCCGUGGCGGGAAGUGAACAUGCCGUUGCUUAAUUCGCUUAGACUACCGUUGGUCAGAAGACGGUCUGGGGGCGGUACGGUUGUUCAUGAUACUGGAAAUGUGAACUACUCGUUUAUGACUACGAAAGAACGGUUUGACCGUAAGGCGUUUGCGUCUGUGGUGUGUGAAUCUGUCAACGAAAUAGCUGUGCCAGAGAAACAGAUCAUGGUUACGGAAAGAGGCGACAUUGUCACGAUUAACGACCAGCUAAAGGUAUCGGGAUCGGCUUAUAAACUUACCAAGGGCCGGCUGUACCAUCACGGAACGAUGCUUUUGGACCUGAAACUAGAUGUGCUUCGCCAGUUGCUUCAUAGAGACGAGCUGGAGGUUGGCACUAUAGAAAGCACGGCUUCGGUGGCUUCCGUGAAGUCUCCAGUGACUAAUCUACAUCUUAAGAAGGAGGAUUUCAUUGAAACAGUGAGUGCUGGGUUUAGGAAUGCUUACGGGACGGUUAAAGAGUCCUCUGAGGAGAAAGAACCAGAGGAUAUGAACGAAAACGAGUUUCUCGGGCUCCAAGACUUUGUCAAUGCCUUUUCAGAGCGUGAAUGUGAGACGUUUGUUGUGGACGAAAAUACUGAGUUGCCCCAGGAGAUUGAAGAUAUGAAGAACGAGCUCACGCUGUGGGAAUGGAAGUUUGGCUCCACUGCAAAGUUCACCCAUCGUUUUGUGCAUCCCAAGAAGGAUUUGAAGGUGGAAUUUGACGUUGUUAAGGGCAAACUAGGAGGGUUAAGGGUCCAGGGAGACGAGCACACCAAGGAGGCAGUUGAGUUUCUUGAGAUGAUGUUACAACGAGGCGAUGGUGUUCCUUAUACGGGAAGCGACGUUGCCGGGUUUAUCACUGACGAUGAGCUCAGCGAGUGGAUUGGAAACGCCAUCGAUGGGCUGUCAUAA
Messenger RNA from Candidozyma haemuli, 1362 nucleotides. RefSeq names its product putative lipoate--protein ligase. Gene Ontology annotation, cellular component: mitochondrion; cytoplasm. Gene Ontology annotation, molecular function: lipoyltransferase activity. The record is from RefSeq and is a predicted model, not a curated record. Gene Ontology annotation, biological process: protein lipoylation. Bases 1 to 1362 code for a protein of 453 amino acids. The transcript has a single exon. Lineage: Eukaryota; Fungi; Ascomycota; Pichiomycetes; Serinales; Metschnikowiaceae.